AUGCAGGACUUCGGUCCCCAGGUGUCCUGUUUGGUGCACCUGCUGCUACUGCUAUUGUCUACAUCUCUUGUUGGAGGCCAGAGUUUCCCAUACCCUCAAUCUGGCCAAAACCCAUAUCAUAGGGAAUUGGCAUUGUUCCAUAGUUAUGAAGACUGGGGUUCAAGGCAGGCUGGGGAGAAAAAGGAGGAAGAUAUUUUGCAGUAUUGUGAUGGUGACUUGGAUGUUUACUUCGUCUUGGACAAGUCCAGUGCCGUGAAAGAGUGGAAUGACGUGUUCUCAUCCUGGGAAGAUAUGGUGGAAAAGUACUUGAACCCCAACAUGCGGAUGUCUUUCAUUUUCUUUGAUUACAGAGGCGUAGUCAAAAUGCCGCUCACCUCAGACAGACGAGAAAUUCGUCACAUGCUCUCCAGUAUUCAGACGAUUCAGCUAGCAGGAUCGACAUUACUACAUAAAGGACUGGAAAAGGCGAAUGAACAGAUCCAGACGGCCAACUCAGGAGCUGCAUCCAACAUGCCCCUCUUUGCUUUCCUGUCAGCCACUACGAGAUCUAGUCUGAUCAUCGCUGUGUUUUGGGGUCAACUGUCACAACAAGAACUGGAUAAGUCUAAGGAGGAGGCUGAUAAAGCUCGGACCAUGGGGGCAUAUGUUUAUUGUAUCGGCUUGGACUACAAUGAUAAAAAAAAGUUGAAUGAAAUUACAGACAACGAAGAAAACGUGUUCGUUUUGGAAGGCGCAUCUAACCUGUUCCAUGGGCUAGUAGACACGCCUCCCAAGGCACUGCCAGCACCUGCACCACAGUCACAGCCCACAGAGAAAGACACACCCCCUCCUCCAGUGCCUCCUCCAGUGCCUCCCUCAGUGCCUGCACCUGCACCACCAGUGAACGUGUCGCCCAUUGUGAUCAUUUGCUGUGGCUGCUGCUGCCGCAACGUGUAUGUGAGCAGAGGCACAGAGGGCAAUGUGACCGUAUGUAACUUCAGUCCCUUAAGCUGCCACCAGUUGCCAGUGAUGUGGUCUCAGUCUACUGACCAGCAAAGUCACAGGGACAGUCAAGAACAUAGCCACAGUCCCCCCAUGCCUUGCUCGGCGGCGGCACUCUUUCUGCUCCUGCUCCUGUGGCCUCCUCCCAUUGUUAAAGCUGGGGGCCUCCGAUACCACGGCCCUGGCUGGAAACUAUUCCACCGCAUGGGCAAGGGCUCCAGAAGUUCUCACCAACGCCAGAUCCAACACAUGAGGCAAGACUGGAGCCAGGAUGCGUCGGUAGAGGGAUGUCAGGGUGUUUUCGACCUCUACUUCAUCCUGGACAAGUCAGGCAGUGUGGGCAACAACUGGAACCACAUUUAUUCAUUUAUGGAGAGUUUGGUGAAGAAGUUUCAAAACCCUAAACUGCGGAUGUCCUUCAUUACCUACUCAACAGAUGCCAACGUUGUCUUGCCACUCACGUCAGACAGAGAAGAAAUCUACAAGGCCCUUGGCAAACUUCAGAAAAUGGAGCCUCGGGGACUUACAUACAUGCAGAAAGGAUUUAUAAAGGCAAAUGAACAGAUCCGAAAGACUGCCUCGAGAGGCAGCAAUGUCAACAGUGUGAUUAUUGCUCUAACUGAUGGAAUAUUGAUGAUACAGCCAUUUCAAGAGACGAUGGAAGAGGCUGACAAAGCCCGGAAAAUGGGAGCAAUCGUUUACACCGUGGGUGUACAUUUGUAUAACAAAUGGCAGAUGUUGGAUAUUGCAGACAGCAAAAACCACACUUUUGGGGUUGAUGAAGGGUUCCCUGCUCUCCAGGGUAUCAUUGACACGCUUGCUUACAGGUCCUGUACUGAAAUAUUAUCCGUGCAGCCUUCCUUUGUGUGCGCCAAAGAAUCCUACCAAGUAAACAUUAGCGGACACGGGUUUCAUAAUGCAAAAGACAUGAUCCAAGUUAUUUGCAGAUUCACAUUCAGUGAUUCCAGAGUCGUUGAUGAAAGCCCCAGUGAUAUGAGUGAUCACCGUAUAAUUUGUCCUGGACCAAAGAUACAACACACUGGAGAGGAAGUCUUUCUUCAAGUCAGCCUGAACAAUGGCAUCUCCUUCAUUGGGAACAAGCUCGUCAUAACCAGUACCAGCUGUGGGAGCACUAGGGGAGAUACAUCUAGCCAGCGACAGGCAGAAGACAUAGACGAUGAAGAAAGCGAAGGCCACUUUGACUUCGACUGGAAAUUGCUCAUCUUCCUGCCAGUCUUGCUGGUGGCUCUACUGCUGUUGUAUGGCUGUUGGAUGUUUUUCAGCAGAAAGCCUAAGAAGUCAAAGCAGAAGCAGCAGCAGCAGCAGCCACCUCCCCCACAGCCAGAGAAGAAGCCAGAAGAAGAGACCCUGCCCUCUCCUUCUACAUCACCAGGUGCUUCUCCUCCUCCUCCUCUACCUCUUCCUCCUCCGCCAGCUCCAGCUCUAUCACAGGUCAACCCAAACCCUACUGUGAUCGUUUCCUGCUGUGGCUGUGGGAACAGAGGAGUGCAGGGAAACAUGGACACAUGCUGUAGCUACCUCCACCCAAGCUGCCACCAGGUGCCAUUGAUGUGUUGUCAUCCCAAGGUGCAGGGGAGAUGUGCCAACUUCACUCUCAUGAAUCCUAGCUGCUCACAGGCCUCCUGCAGCCAAAAGGUCUGCCUUUGUUCCAAUAGGGACUGCUUCCGUCUCACACACCCACCAUGCGCCUCAAGGAUUGUCCUCCAACCCAGUGAGGACUGUUUCAACAACCCACCACGGGCAACCUGCAGAUCAAAAGUCUGCUUUCAAGCCAACGGAGAAAGUCUCCCUCCUGCACGGAUGCAGUGCUCAAAGAUGUGCCCACCUCCCGAUCAGGAGCACCACACUCUGAACUAUUCACAGUCCCUAUGCCCAACCAAGUCUCUCUCCAGGAUGCUCCCUCUGCUCCCUCCCCAAGCCCGCCAAUCUGUAGAAUCCCUUUGUCACACCUGCCCCAAUCGCCCAACCUCUAAAAGACUCAAAUUCUAA
Molecule: messenger RNA, 2991 nt
Organism: Acomys russatus (golden spiny mouse)
Lineage: Eukaryota; Metazoa; Chordata; Mammalia; Rodentia; Muridae
Product: anthrax toxin receptor-like
Exons: 28
Coding region: 1-2991 (996 amino acids)
Cellular component (GO): membrane
Molecular function (GO): signaling receptor activity
Source: RefSeq, a predicted model, not a curated record